AUGCAGAAGAGGUUCACCACUCAGGAGGCAUUGGAACUGAUUCUGAGCAGUGCCAGCCCUUGUGAUUCAGAUGGAGAAGACAUAGACCUUCAACUGGAUUCGGACUCUGAGCUGUCUUCAGAUGAGGAGACUCUCCCUCUACCAAAAAAGAGAGCUCGUUUGGGGAGUGAGUCAUCGGAGACCGCGACUGAUGGCACAGUGUGGCGUGAAGAACAAGUGGGGACACAUCUCCAUUUCACUCCAAUAGAACCGUACGCCACAGAUGGAGAGCCAAGUGCUGAGGCCAGACAAAGUAUCCGGAGUCGCCUUGACAGCUUCCUCUGUUUUAUCACCCUUGACAUGCUUAGUAGCAUUCGAGAAUGGACUAUUCAACAUGCACGUCACACGGAGCAGCUGGAUUGGUCCUUGGAUCUCCCGGAACUGAUGGCAUUUAUUUCAGUCAUUAUCUUGCGGGGGGUGACCAAGGUUCCAUCACUAUGUGACAGCUGGUCAGCAAACCUGGCAAACCCAAGGAUCAUUGCUACUAUGGCCCGAAGCCGCUUCCAAGACAUCAUGCGACACCUACGCUUUGAUGACAUGUCUACACGCAGUGAGCGAGCGGAGACCGAUAAGUUUGCUGCAAUCUCCGAUGUUUGGGGAUCGUUUGUCACUAACUGCAUCGCAUCCUACAACCCUGGUCGACACAUCACUGUUGGUAAACAGAUUUUUCCAUCAAAGACUCGCUGCUGUUUCCUGCAAUACACUGCAACAAAACCGGACAAGUUUGGCAUCAAGUUUUGGGUGGCUUGUGACUUGAAAUCAAAAUACAUCUGUAAUGUCUUCCCAUAUCUUGGCAAGGACCCCGAUCGUCCCAGCGGGGAGAGACUGUCCGAGACUGUAGUGAUGAGGCUGAUGGAACCGUUCUUGGACAAGGGCAGAACUGUAACCACAGACGAUUUCUUUACAUCACUGUCACUUGCACAACGACUGCUUAGCAGGAAAACCACUAUCCUCGGCACAGUCGACAAGAGACGCCGGGAAAUUCCUCAGUCCGCUAGACAGAUGGAUCGCACUGAAUUCACCACUCAGGUGUUUUCAACCACUGGUGCCACGCUGACAGUGUAUGCGCCCAAACGGAAUAAGGCCGUUUACGUUCUCAGCAGCAUGCACAGCGUGGUUGAGACUGAGGAUACCACCAAAAGGAAGCCAAACACGGUCACAAAAUACAACAAAACAAAGUGCGGCGUGGAUGUGAUGGACCAAAUGGUGCGGGAGUACAGCGUGCGUGCAGGAACACGGAGAUGGCCAGUUGCCGUGUUCUACAACAUGAUUGACAUGGCAGCACUGAAUGCACAUGUGCUUUAUCAGGCAUGCAUUGGGGUGCAGGAGAGACGGGUGGACUUCCUGGUUGAGCUUGCAAAAGAGUUGGGUAACUCUUAUGUGAGUGAGAAGAAGGCACACAAGGAGAAACUGCUUCGGCAACAACCCUCCACACCCAGCUCAGGCAAAAGGGCAAAGUGUCAGGUCAACCAUCGAUGCAAGAACAAUCGUGCAACUGUGAGAUGUGUUGACUGCUACAAAUACACAUGUGGCAAAUGCACAAAGGUCAUACCCUGGCAGUGCCAGGUAUGUUCCGACAGACAGACUGCUGAGUGAGUGCUGAAAUGUCAGUCACACAAGGACAUGCCACUCACAUGCCCCCCACUGUGCCUAGUGUAAAUAUGUGUGGAGUGGUUUUAUUUCUUGUAUUUUUUGUAUCGUUUUUAAUGACAAAAAUAAAAAGCA
This is a messenger RNA of Cyprinodon variegatus (sheepshead minnow), 1764 nucleotides long. RefSeq lists its product as uncharacterized. The record is from RefSeq and is a predicted model, not a curated record. Lineage: Eukaryota; Metazoa; Chordata; Actinopteri; Cyprinodontiformes; Cyprinodontidae. The transcript is spliced from 2 exons. Bases 1 to 1635 code for a protein of 544 amino acids.